Messenger RNA from Oikopleura dioica, 384 nucleotides. NCBI's taxonomy places the organism in Eukaryota, Metazoa, Chordata, Appendicularia, Copelata, Oikopleuridae. The record is from the annotation of a GenBank genome assembly.
AUGCCGAGAGCAGGUGCGUCUCGGCCGCAUCUCUCGAGCCAGUCUGAUGAAGAGGCAAACGGACCGGAGGUUGUUGUCCGUCCAUCUCCUGCUAGACCAAGGCGAUCGAAGAAUGAUACGCUAAAAAUCAGGCCAAGGUCUUUCAUGGACGUCGACGAAGACCCUCUUCCUCGUUUUAUUUGGGAGGCUUUCAAAAAGAUAGAAGAUCCUAAUACCCAGAGCGAUACUCAGCGAGACAUUCUUGUAAAUAAAUACAAAAGCAUCAGCCUCGCGAAUCGCCAGAAGUUCAUCGAAUGCGUGCUGCACAAUCUCAAAAUCGUCCUCGCGUUUUUGAGCGAGAACGAAAAAGGAAAUAAAAAGGAAUCGGAUUAUUACACAAACUAG